This is a messenger RNA of Solanum pennellii, 342 nucleotides long. RefSeq lists its product as uncharacterized. The transcript has a single exon. Lineage: Eukaryota; Viridiplantae; Streptophyta; Magnoliopsida; Solanales; Solanaceae. The coding region runs from base 1 to 342 and encodes 113 amino acids. The record is from RefSeq and is a predicted model, not a curated record.
AUGAAAGGGAUGAUCAGGUUUGCUAAAAAGAGGAAACUUAGUCCCUGGUAUGUGGGGCUAUAUGAGGUGGUGAAAUGCAUCGGAUGUGUUUCCUAUGAGUUGAAAUUACCUAUUGAGUUGGCUUCAGUUCAUCCGGUGUUCCAUGUGUCAAUGCUUAAAAAGUGCAUAGCUGAUCCAGUGUCUAUCCUUCCUCUAGAAGGCUUAGAAGUUGAUGCUAACCUUUCCUAUGAAGAGGUCUCGGUUGAGAUUUCAUACCUUCAAGUGAAUUACUUGAGGAAUAAGGAAGUAGCUUCCGUAAAGGUUCUUUGGAAGAAUCAUCUUGUGGAAAAUGCUACUUGGUAG